AGUGCCAAGGAAACACAAACAUUUCCACUUGCCCUCGUGCUCUCUCAUUUAACCUCAUCAUCAUCUCUCUCUCUAGAGGCGAAAUAAGGAUUCAAACUCCAUAAAAUUAGUCAUGGGUUUCUUUCCUUUUUCUUCCUCUUUUCUUCAUCCUCAACUUCAUCAUGUUGUUGCCAAGAUGUCUUUCUUUGAUUCUCUCUUGUUCUAUAUUGUACACUUUGUAGACAAGCUAGGGUUAUGGCACAGGUUUCCUGUGUUCUUGGGACUGGCUUACUUGGGAAUAAGAAGACACUUACAUCAACGAUACAAUCUCUUACAUGUCGGACAAACCAACGGUCAGAAAUACGACACCGACGAGUUCUGUUAUCGUACGGCCGACGGAAAAUGCAAUCAUCCGGACAACGACACCGUCGGAAGCCACGGCACCCUCUUCGGCCGGAAUAUGCCUCCCUCCACUUCACAAUUCGGUAUAUUGGAUCCACACCCAAGUGUGGUGGCCACCAAGCUAUUGACGAGGAGAAAGUUCAUAGACAAUGGGAAACAAUUCAACAUGAUCGCUUGCUCAUGGAUCCAAUUCAUGAUCCACGAUUGGGUUGAUCACUUAGAAGACACCCAUCAGAUAGAACUUGAAGCCCCUAAAGAGGUUGCAAGUGGGUGUCCAUUGAAGUCAUUUAAGUUCUUCGGUACGAAGAAAGUCCCCACUGGUGAUCCCAACGACAAAUCCGGCUCCCUCAACACCAGAACUCCCUGGUGGGACGGGAGUGUAAUUUAUGGAAACAACGAGGCCGGAAUGAGAAGAGUUCGGGUUUUCAGGGGCGGGAAGCUAAAACUAGCGGAAGAUGGCCUCUUGGACCACGACGAGAGAGGGAUUCCGAUCUCGGGCGACGUUAGGAAUAGCUGGGCGGGUUUCUCAGUCUUGCAAUCUCUCUUCAUCAGAGAACAUAACGCAGUUUGUGAUAUGCUCAAAGAGCGCCAUCCAGAGUUUGACGAUGAGAAGCUGUAUCGAACAGCGAGGCUAGUCACGUCUGCUGUAAUUGCAAAAGUUCACACAAUUGACUGGACAGUCGAAUUACUGAAGACGGACACACUUCUUGCGGGGAUGAGGAUCAAUUGGUACGGUUUUCUCGGCAAGAAAGUGAAGGACUUGCUCGGGCCGAGGUUUGGUCCUGUACUCAGCGUUGUUGGUCUCAAGAAGCCAAAAGAUCAUGGAGUUCCAUAUUCGCUGACCGAAGAAUUCGUCAGCGUAUACCGAAUGCAUUCCCUUUUGCCAGACACAUUUAUCCUCCGAGAUAUCAGAUCACAUAGAAUAGAAAAGGAGAAUCCUCCAAUAGAGCUAGAGGUUCCGAUGACGGAUUUGAUCGGGAAGGAAGGAGGAAAAAGGCUAUCGGAUAUCGGGUUUGAGCAGAUGCUUGUAUCCAUGGGACACCAAACAUGUGGAGCACUCACCUUGUGGAACUAUCCUACUUGGAUGAGGAACCUUGUGGCCCAAGACAUUGAUGGAGAAGACAGGCCUGACAAUAUCGAUAUGGCUGCCUUGGAGAUAUACAGAGAUCGAGAGAGAGGAGUUCCGAGGUACAAUGAGUUCAGGAGGAAUUUGCUUAUGAAUCCGAUAUCGAAAUGGGAGGACCUGACAGAUGAUGAGGAAUCGGUCGACGCUUUGAGGGAAGUGUAUGGUGAUGACCUAGAAAAGCUCGAUUUGCUGGUGGGUUUGCACGCCGAGAAGAAGAUCAAAGGCUUCGCCAUUAGCGAAACCGCUUUCUUCAUCUUUCUCCUCAUUGCAUCAAGGAGACUAGAGGCAGAUCGUUUUUUCACCACGAAUUUCGACGAGAAGACGUACACAAAGGAAGGGCUGGAGUGGGUGAACAGUACGGAGACGUUAAAGGACGUAAUAGAUCGACACUUCCGAGGUCUGACGGACAAAUGGAUGAGAUGCUCGAGCGCUUUCUCGGUCUGGGGCUCCGAUCCCGACCAAACCCCUUGGCUUCCCUUGUACCUCCGACCGGCUCCUUAGAAGGACUCAACGGUUGCGUGUAUUACAAGAAAUGUGAAGGGUUACUUAAGUUCUGUUUUUUUUUUGUUUUGUUUUUGUUUCAGUAGUUAAUUACUUCGGAAAGUAAAAGGAGGGUUUUGUUUCUGAAACUUAUACAAUCAUGUAAAUAAAUAAUUAAGU
Messenger RNA from Tarenaya hassleriana, 2167 nucleotides. Its product is annotated as alpha-dioxygenase 2. Lineage: Eukaryota; Viridiplantae; Streptophyta; Magnoliopsida; Brassicales; Cleomaceae. Gene Ontology annotation, biological process: response to oxidative stress. Gene Ontology annotation, molecular function: peroxidase activity; oxidoreductase activity, acting on single donors with incorporation of molecular oxygen, incorporation of two atoms of oxygen; heme binding. The record is from RefSeq and is a predicted model, not a curated record.